AUGUGCCCCUCCGCGUGGUGCGCGCCCGCGGGGUACAUCCCGCGCAGGGGCGGAGGGGGACCCGGCGCUGUGGUGGGGGGAGGCGGAGGGGCGGUUUGGGCGGCGGAUGGAGCGGAGGGAGGGGAGGGGGCGGGAGAGGGAGAAGGAGAGGUGGUGGGGAAGGAGGAGGAGGAGGAGGAGGAGGAGGAGGAGGAGGAGGAGGAGGAGGAGGAGGAGGAGGAGGAGGAGGAGGAGGAGGAGGAGGAGGAGGAGGAGGAGGAGGAGGAGGAGGAGGAGGCAGGGGGUGGUGGUUGCUUCCAGGCUACAAUGGCGAAACGUCCUCGUCGCCUGCCAUGCCACGUCGCAUGCCUCGUCGCAUGCCUAGUCGCAUGCGUCGCGAACGGCAGUCCAUCCACGAUCUCCCCCCAAUUCCUGACACCCCGACGCGCAUCACCCCCGUACGCAGCCAUGCCUCUCGCGACGCUGCUUGUCGCGCAGGGGCCAUGGAAGGGGACCGCGGGGGACGGAGCCAAGGAAACGAAGAUCCUAUCGACGGUGCACGACCACCGCCAUCGCCCCCACAACAAUGGUGACCCUCCGGGAACGAGUUUUUCAGAAGUAGAAGACAUUCAGGUGACGGCAACGGUGCCGACAGACACUGAUAAUGAUGGGGGGAAGGCCGACGGUCUUCCGCAAACCGCGCAGCAGGGCGUGCAGCAGGGCAGUCAGAGGGGCAAAUGGACGGAGCAAGAAGUCUUGAGCGUGCUCCGCGAGGCCUCCGCGGGCAGCGCGUCCGCGCCAGCCGCCGCGCCGCACAGCGCCAGCUUCGGCGCAGCAGCAGCGGCCUUCCGCGAGGCGGGCGCAGGGGCGGCAGGGGCGGGCGGCAGCGGCAACCCGGGCGGGGCGGCAGCGGGUAGCGAUGAUGGUCCAACCCGCGUGCAGCGGUUUCUGAUGCGGCUGGCGGUGGCGCUACACGCGUACGGCAGUUCUGCCGCCCGCACGGAGUUCCUGAUCGAGCGUGCCGGGCGGCGGCUGGGCGUGGACGUGAGCGUGGCGGUGCUGCCAGAUUUGAUUCUGCUCGCCUUCAACCGCGUGGUUGGGGACGACACUGCUGGGCAGCGCACGCACAUGCUCUCCGUCUCCCCUGAUAUGGAUCUGGACAAGCUGGGGCGAGUGGAUGAGUUGGCGCGCAGUGUGGGGCUGAGGGAGGCGCACAACCUCAUGGCGGCGUACUGGCAGCUGCGGGCCAUCGCCAACGCGCCGCCCACCUUCUCCCCGCCCAUGCACCUGCUCGCCAUGGCGCUCAUGUCCGCCAGCGCUGCCGUGCUCUUCUUUGGCGGUAGGCCUCGCGUAUUACGCCCAUGCACCCCUCUGCACCUCUCUGCACCCCAUGCGCCCAUGCACCUCCUCGCCAUGGCGUUCAUGUCCGCCAGUGCUGCUGUGCUCUUCUUCGGUGCUGCGGGUUCCAUACUCCUCGUGUGCACCUGUCCCUGCGCCGCUCGUGAGCCUUCCAUGCACCCUGCGUGCGUCCUUUGCUCUGCCAUGUAA
Messenger RNA from Closterium sp. NIES-65, 1527 nucleotides. Lineage: Eukaryota; Viridiplantae; Streptophyta; Zygnematophyceae; Desmidiales; Closteriaceae. The record is from the annotation of a GenBank genome assembly.